Messenger RNA from Heterobilharzia americana, 3603 nucleotides. NCBI's taxonomy places the organism in Eukaryota, Metazoa, Platyhelminthes, Trematoda, Strigeidida, Schistosomatidae. The record is from the annotation of a GenBank genome assembly.
AUGGAAAAUUCACAAAAUACACGAAGGCCAAGUAUAGUGGUUAAACAAGUGGAUGUAAAAGCUGAAAUAAUGACAAUGGAACUCCCCAACUGUCGAGGUUUGCCGACAAUCCCCAAAGCACCUAGAAUACUGCGCACAAGGGUAUUUUUCAAUCAAAUAAAAGCGGGACUGAAAGAGCAUAUAGAAUGGCAUACCACUCAAUUGCAACAAGCGGAAUUAGAUCAAGAUACAGUUUCAGCAAGUAAGGCUUCAGAGAAUGUUAACCAAUUACAGCACAGACUAAAUACAAUUCUUUGUCUAGAGCAUGAGUAUAUGAAACACUGGAAAUUGUUCAAAGAAAUACGAUCACGUUCUCAAGGUGAAUUAUACGGUGAAUUAACAAACAUUGGUGGGACAUGUGGGAUGGAAGGUGGGUAUAACGGACUUCAGUCUUCAGUCACAGAUAGUUUAUCGUCUUUAUCAAAAAACAAACUCAGCAAAUCUACGCUAGCCCUAACUGGAUUCGAUGAGUCAGAUUAUAAUCAACCAUUACGUUUCACCUCGUGUGUUAAUUCUCCCCAUUAUAACAACCGGCAAUAUUUUCAUGAGAAUUUUGACACAACCAGUUAUUUGCCUAAAAUAUUAGAAAAACGACCAAAAUAUUCCUCCCUGAUGAAUCUGAUUCGGCAUAAAUCAAAAAAAUCAACAAACAAUUGUUCUGUACAAAAUGAUAAUCGUCCACGUGCUAUCACAACAAUAGAUCACAAAUUGUCAUCCACGCAGUUGGAUAAGCAAAGUAACUUCGAUUUGACAAAGACAUCAAUGAAAGUUACAACACUUUGUAAUAACAAUAACAGCUAUUACAGUAAAGGAUUGAGUAAAUCAAAAAGUAACGCACGUGAAUGCAUACCAACAGAUUUUAGUCUAAAGCAACAGCAAGAGAUCCUCAUAAAACGUUUAUGCCAGAUUGAAGCUCAAACAGAAUAUUUAUCGGGUACACUAAUAUGUGAAGUGAUAGGAAUCAGUGGAUCAACUGCAUCAUUGUCAAGAGAUGUUUUCAAAAUAUCGCUUAAGUAUGGUUCACCGAAUUUAUCUUCAGUAUAUGAAUUACAAACUAAUGAUGAGCCACCAGAUAUUAAACCACUGUUUACAUCAACCAUACCCUUAAAUCAGAAAACUGGUUUCGAUGAUAAGUGGACAGUUACAGGACGUCUGUCGUCUUCUUCUUUUUCUAUUGCCACUUCUGCACUAUCAUCUUAUUCCUCUAAAUCUCCAACCCAUCUUCAAACGUAUUGCUUAGAUGAUAGGGAUUUGAAAUUCCCAGCGCAGAAAUGGGAUCAUACUAAGCAUAUUUUUAAUCCAACCAUUGGUGACGUGUUAACAAUAAAAGCUGUUAUGUUGAAAAGGUUUGGAAAACCGGAGGUGUUUAUACAACAGGCGUGUGAUAUUGUUAAUUUACUGACCUAUAAAGGCCAUCACAUAUCAGUUGGACUAAAACAUUUCACUGAUCUUCAGUUCCACUUUAUCCUAAAGUGGUGCCCUCUAGCUGACACAAAAGAUGAUAGAAUGUUGUUCUACAACUUAUCGGCAGCUCAACUGGCAACUUUUAUGGAUGAACACAAACAAAAAGAAUCUAGUAUAAGAUUUAUUUUAAAUGAUCAGGAAAUAAGUGAAUCAUCGUCUAAAGACGAAUGUCAUCGGAUACGAAGAUUGAAUACAGAUUCUUUUUCUCAUAAAGCAGAUCAUCGAUACAAUAACCAACAUCACUUAUCUAAUCUACUUAGAACUGAAGCUUGUUCAAGUGACUUCAUUGUUCCACAAGAUGACCCAGAUUCUAGUGAUUUAGAAAAUAAAGGAAGUAUAACGAUUUUAACAGUACGAUCUAAUAGAGCGAAUCCGAGUAGACGAUAUGUACCCAAUAAAUAUGUUCCAAAGAUUUCAAAGUGGAUCUCUUUGCCCGACCUUGAAAUAACGCAUGAGGCAAGUGAUUCGGAAAUAAAGUCACAUGUAGUGAAAGUGAUUACUGUACGCACACAACCUGAUACAGGAAUCAAAAAUGGUCAUCAGAACAAUGGCAUCAAUACAGCUACUAAUACCACUAAUGUUAUAAACACCAAAAAUAAUAAUUACAAUUAUCCUGCUUCUAAGCAGCACAAGGAUGAUGAUCAUAUUUACAUUUCUGAAAAAGAUACAGCAAAAAAAGAAAAUAGAACCAAAGACAGAUCACAAGAAGGGUCACUAAUCGAUAAUAACUUUGUACCUGUGAAAAUAGGUUUAUUGCAAACUUCAAGGCCACCAGAAUUGGCAUCAAAAUCAACAAACGGACAAUUGUCUGAUAAAAUAAAUAAACUCAAGGAUAAAGUUGAUGCUAAAAGAAGAAUACAUGGUGAUCAAUCGGGACUUCUCAAGGAUUUGGAUAAGGCACUCACAAAUCUUAUAACGCAGUUAGAGAAGAAUUCAAACCAGUUUACUGAACUUCUCAUGACAGAACAGCCUCAAAGUUACACCUCAUUAUCUGCUUCACCAAAAAAAGCAGACUUUUCAGGAACAUUUGAGGGGAAUACUGACAAGCAAAAUACUUUAAAAUCCCUAUGGGAAUCACUGGCAUAUUUGGAUGAAAUAGAAAAAUCAAAUACCGAAGAUAUUGAGGACCAAGAAACAUCAUCCAUUUCGAGUUCUUUACAUUCACUAGGAAUAAAUGAAGAUACUGGAAUAAAAAACCACAAAAAUGAUCAGGAUAUUAGAACUUCCGGUUGGAAACAGUUUGAUUUAGCACUAAUAUGGCAUUUAAACUAUACCCUACUAUUACUCGAUCGGGUUUACCCUGACCACUUGUUCGUUAACAGUUCAAUAAGUGUAUCUGAAGCUACCGAUCUUCAUAUUUCUCAAAAUACAAUUGAUAAUAAUGUAUAUACUGGAUCACUGAAUACAGUCCGCAAUUCGAUACAUUCAGCUUGGUCCGCAUUAGCGUUAUCAGAGCAGAUCUUCGAGUUUGUGCGACAUAAAUCAUCGGGAAAAUCCAAAUCUUCCAGGCUCUUUUCAUCGGUCCAGCGUGUGCCCCUCUUCUCGCUCCUUACGGUUUGCUGCAUGAUCCUGUCGACCACAAUCAGAAAGAUUAUGGGUGAUUGUUGGCAUCCUUGUCUUACUCCUGUCCUCACUUCAAAGGCUUUAUGAGCUUUCCAUUUUGGAUCGCUUGGGAUGUGGUGUCGUCAUAUAGCUGUUGAAUGAGGUUGAUAAAGAUUUAUGGCACUCCGUAUUGUUGAAGCAACUACCAAAUUACUUGUCGGUCAACUCUGUUGAAGUCCUUUUCAAAGACGAUAAAGUUAAGGUAGAGAGUUAACUAUGAUAAUAACAGGACAAAUUAAUUUCAAGCCAUAUUCAUUGGUGUCACACUACUUCCCAUAUUAGAUUAAAAAGUGUACGUUCACUCGCUUCAGAGUUUGAUUGAUAAUUCAGAAUAGUUUGAUAGAUGGACAUAUGAGCAUACUUAAUACUUAAAUUGAAUACUGAGAUCACAUGACUACAAUCUCAGUAAAUGUAUGAAUAGGAUGGAGAAAAAAAAUGAAAAAAAGGUUUAAGUAUAAACUGAUGUCUAAAUGUAUGAGAAAUUCAGCUUAACACAAU